Pelobates fuscus (common spadefoot toad) is the source of this 1430-nucleotide messenger RNA. Its product is annotated as carcinoembryonic antigen-related cell adhesion molecule 1-like. The transcript is spliced from 7 exons. NCBI's taxonomy places the organism in Eukaryota, Metazoa, Chordata, Amphibia, Anura, Pelobatidae. The coding region runs from base 19 to 957 and encodes 312 amino acids. The record is from RefSeq and is a predicted model, not a curated record.
UCCUUAUUGGAAGUUAAGAUGGUCCUUCUUGCAACAUGGAUGGAUUUAGCCAGCACAAUCGACAUAUAUCUGAUUCCUUCAUAUCCAAUCAUCGAUCAAUCUGUCACUUUACAAGUUGCUGAUAUCAAUGGAACAGUUCGUAGUUUUGCUUGGUUUAAUGGAACAGUCGUCCAUACUCAAAAUCAAAUUCUCUCUUACUCAUCAAGAAAUAAUCCACCCCAAGUGGCUGGGACCCAGUACUUCUCUAGAGCCACUGGUUUCCCUAAUGGAUCAUUGCACAUUACAAACCUUGUUACUACAGACCAAGGUAUUUAUACAGUGGAGGUACAGACAUCUAAAAGAGUGCAAAGAGCUUCAGUUUACCUGACGGUAUAUGAUUAUGUCACUAAACCUGUGGUCAGAGCAUCUAACUGUCACCCGCUACAAAAUGAAGCAGUUAAUCUAACAUGUGUUACAAUCCAUGCACAAACUAUAUUAUGGGGCAGAGGCAAUGCUGAGCUCCCUCUCAGUGCCACUCUGUCCCCUGAUAAUCAGACUGUCACCUUCUCCAGUAUUAAGCCUUCAGAUGGAGGAGAGUAUUGGUGUGAGGCUGUGAAUCCUGUGAGUAACAGUACAAGUGACACCUACUUACUGACUGUAACCUGUGCAUGUAAAUCACAGACUGCGUCCUGUGCUGCAGUUACAUCUGGAAUAAUUUGUGGAACUAUUCUGGGAACAAUUCUAACCAUUGCUGCCACGUUCCUGCUGUACAAUUAUUAUAUUAUUCCUAAGACGAAAGAGAAAACUAAACGCAGAGAGUUUGUUGCAGAGUCAAGAUCGGAAAAUCAAGCUCCAUCAACAAUUUAUUAUAAUAUGCAUGCUGUCCCAGGGGUGAAAAACCAAUCUCCAAGAGAGGAAUCAUCUUAUAUGGAUCUGGAGUACAAAUCACAGGACACAUAUACAGAGCUGCAGAAAUAACAGAUACAUCUUUGUAAAAAUUCUAACUGAACUCAUUUAAAUAUCCUGACCAUUCUUAGCAAUGGCGAGCGAUGACCAGAGAACCCCAACAUGUCAUUUAUUGGUUGCGUGCCAUGGUGAAGACAUCAGCCAAACCAUUUUUUUUUUAAUUAUGCCAACUUUUAGUAUACAGUAUGCAGUAUAUUGUCGGAGAGUGCAGCACUGUAUGCAAGAUUUGCAGUAAGAAUACAUUUAUUUCAUCGGAACUUACGAAAAAGAAUGUUCUUUCUCAAAUUAGACUAAUGACGCAAAGCAUUAAAACCAAAAUGAGAUCCUGGAAAGUGAACAUUACAAAUAAAAUAUAUUUAAUAUUUCAAAACAAUGCCCACUUACUCCACAUAGUUUGUGACUAUAGGACAUUAUUUAUUAAUGAGCUGUUACUUUAAUUAAUAUCUGAAAGUGUGCACUAAAGUACUUUGGGCCCUAAUUUGCAG